Molecule: messenger RNA, 2524 nt
Organism: Cavia porcellus (domestic guinea pig)
Lineage: Eukaryota; Metazoa; Chordata; Mammalia; Rodentia; Caviidae
Gene: Ndfip2
Product: Nedd4 family interacting protein 2
Exons: 8
Coding region: 16-1020 (334 amino acids)
Biological process (GO): metal ion transport; ubiquitin-dependent protein catabolic process; vacuolar transport
Cellular component (GO): endoplasmic reticulum; perinuclear region of cytoplasm; Golgi apparatus
Molecular function (GO): WW domain binding
Source: RefSeq, a predicted model, not a curated record
GAGUCCGCAGAGCGGAUGGAAGCCCGGCCGAGCCAGCGAGCAUGCGCGGCCGGCGCGCGCAUGCCCAGUGACGCGCGCGGCGGCCCGGAGCUUCCCCCGCGAACUGCGAGCGACGCGGAGGUCUCCGCGGAGCCUGCCGGAGCGACAGGAAGUGAAGCGGCACCGCCGGGCGACCGCGGCGGCAGAAACCGAGGCGGAAGGGGCGCUGCGGCUCCGACGUCGCCAGCCGGGGAGGCCGAGGUUGUUGAGGGCCGCGGCGUCCUGCCCGCGCUGGACCGGGAUCCCAGCACGAUGGACCAUCACCAGCCCGGGACUGGCCGCUACCAGGUGCUUCACAACGAAGAGGACAAUUCAGAGUCACCUGCUACAGAGCAACCGUCCACAUCUAACUCAACACCACAGGUCGUGCAGGUUGCUUCUUCAACGCCAGCACUUGAAACUGACACUUCUCCUCCACCUUACAGUAGUAUUAACAUGGAAGUACCUACAACUUCAGAUACAGAAGUUUAUAGUGAGUUUUAUCCUGUGCCACCUCCCUACAGUGUUGCUACCUCUCUUCCGACAUACGAUGAAGCUGAGAAGGCUAAAGCUGCUGCAAUAGCUGCUGCAGCUGCAGAAACAUCUCAAAGAAAUCAGGAGGAAGAGUGUCCACCGAGAGAUGACUUCAGUGAUGCAGACCAGCUUAGAGUGGGCAAUGAUGGGAUUUUCAUGCUGGCAUUUUUUAUGGCAUUUAUAUUCAACUGGCUUGGAUUUUGUUUAUCCUUCUGUAUCACCAAUACUAUAGCUGGAAGGUAUGGCGCCAUCUGUGGAUUUGGCCUUUCAUUGAUCAAAUGGAUCCUUAUUGUGAGGUUUUCGGAUUAUUUUACUGGAUAUUUCAAUGGACAGUAUUGGCUAUGGUGGAUCUUUCUUGUACUUGGCCUUCUCCUUUUCUUCAGAGGCUUUGUUAAUUAUCUGAAAGUCAGAAACAUGUCUGAAAGUAUGGCAGCUGCUCACAGAACAAGAUAUUUCUUCUUAUUGUAGAGUCUUUCUUUGUCUCUAGAUUGCAUCAACCCAACAUUCCUUUCUUUUACCAAUGUGAAAUUUGUCAUCUGUAAAUCUACAACUUUAAUGGGAUAUAAGACUACUAACAGAAGAAAAAUUACUGAAGAAAAGAUGGAGCUUCAAAAUUAAGUGACAGGGUGGUACUUAAAAGCCAUUUCUGUUCUUUCUUUAAUUACUUAUGUUAUUUGGUUUGCACAUUUGCAUAUUGCCCAUUUAAAAAAUUUGCAUAUACUUGAAGAAACUGUAAAGUUGUGGGAUUAAAGCCCAGUAACAUUUGGCUAAUCAGUGUUUGAUAUAAUUGAAAGAAUUCAGUGAUAGAGUCUUCCAGCAUGUAUAUGCGAUUGAUUUCUAACUUGACUGUAAGUAUAAUAAAAAUGAAGUAACUAACCAUGUCAAAUGCUUUAGUUUCUGACUUAGAUCCAUCUAGUAAUUCUAUAUAUGAAAUAUUCUUUGUUAUAUAUAAAUUUUAUUAAAAAUGCAGUGCUGAUUGUUUGAAAGGAUUUCUCAAAGUUUUGAAUAGAUACUACUUAGGGAAACAUUGUAAAUAACCAUGCACAAAUUACUUUUUACAUUGUUUUCUUAGAAAUUGUGUCAGGUUAUCUUCAUUAAUUUUAAAUUAAGUGAACUAAAUACAUGUAGAAAAUUUGAGUGGUACAGUUUGUUUUAGGACAAAUUUUAAGAAGAUGUGGGUAUACCAAAUAUCCUUUUUAAGAAAAAAAAUUUUUUAAGGCUCAUGCCAGUUUUAGGGAUUUUCAAAUGAGAAGCUGGAUGUUUAGGGUUACCCAUUUUAGAGAUUCUUACAGGAAGAGAUUGUAUUAGAUGUUAUAUUUAUUUCAUUUAAGACAAUUUAAAAAAUUAAUUUUCCAAAUAAGAUAUUCUCAUUUGUCUGUUAAAAAUUCAAUAAAAUAUCUUUCAGUAUCACUGUAAUAAUUUUUCUUUAGAUGUUUAUUAAGCUUAGCAAAUAAAGUCUUAUUCUAUUAAUAGCUCCUUGUUUUAUGAUUAUACGAUUAAUUUGUAAAAAAUUGUAAUCUGAACUGAGAUAUUUGAAGUACUAUUUUCAAGUUCUGAAAAAUGUGUGUGGAAUACAGUGGCCUGGGAUGUGUAUAUGUGUGUGGUAAGAGUGUAAUCAUUAUUACAACUGGAAUCUGCUUUACAUUUUAAGUACUACAUUUUGCAUCUUGCAAAUCAUUUUUUGUCUCUUUUUUUCCCCCAGUGAUAUCUUUGCUUUUGAAUGCUAGUAUUAAAAAAUGGUGGGGAUAACAUUAUCUCUUAAACUUAAAAACCAUUAAUACAGCUAUAUGGAACACUUAAAAUUGAUAGUUUAUUAGACACUGACUACUACUAAAAGUUACACCUAAAUAUUCAGGGGCACUUUCAUUUCUUAAAUAAAAUUUAUUAUGCUUUAUAACCUCUUUUGUAUUUCUUUGUAUUUUCUAAUUUUUUCGUUACCUUUGACAAAUAAAACAUAAAUUUUGUUUGCUAA